This is a messenger RNA of Strongyloides ratti, 1161 nucleotides long. Its product is annotated as Asator. Gene Ontology annotation, biological process: signal transduction; peptidyl-serine phosphorylation. Bases 1 to 1161 code for a protein of 386 amino acids. The transcript has 2 exons. The record is from RefSeq and is a predicted model, not a curated record. NCBI's taxonomy places the organism in Eukaryota, Metazoa, Nematoda, Chromadorea, Rhabditida, Strongyloididae. Gene Ontology annotation, cellular component: cytoplasm; nucleus. Gene Ontology annotation, molecular function: protein serine/threonine kinase activity; ATP binding.
AUGACAGAAGAACAUGAGAAUCAUAAAUUUGAAGUUACACAAACAGAAUCUAUAAUUCAACAGGAUACUCCUGCUCCUCCAAAUCUUAUUGGACGUCUACUAAAAAAAUAUGUAGUAAUUAGUAAAAUUGAUGAAGGAAGUUUUGGAGCAAUAUUUCUUGCAAAAAAAUUGACAAAAGAAAAAAUUGUUAUUGAUAAGAAUUUUAGUUGUACAGAUAUUUCUGAAGAUGAACUUGGUAAAUAUCAAGUUAUUAAAGCAGAAUCAAAUUUUACUGAAGGAGGUUGUGGUUUAAAAAUGGAAGUAGAAAUAUUAAAAAAAAUACAUCAAAUAUUUCCUGAUACGGAACAAUUUGUCAAAAUUAAUGAACCAAGUCGUAGAAAUUUGUAUAGUUAUGUUUUUAUGACAUUAUUAGGAAAAAGUUUAAAAGAUCUUGUUAAGGAUCUUCCUGACAGACAAUUUUCUAUUGGUACUUGGUCUAGAAUUGGAAUUCAAGGAUUAUUUGCUGUUAAACAAUUACAUGAAGCUGGAUAUAUUCAUCGUGACUUGAAACCAGCAAAUUUUGUUCUUGGUCAUAAAAAUGAUUCUAAAAGAUGUCGUUUUAUACAUCUUAUUGAUUUUGGUUUAUCAAGAGGAUUUAUAACUAUUAUUAAUGGGGUUAGAUGGCAUCGAAAACCUCGUAAAGUUGUUGAUUUUCGUGGUACAGAAUUUUAUUGUUCUCAAUCAAUGCAUUUUGAUUUGGAACAACAAAGAAUUGAUGAUAUAUGGGGUUUAAUAUUUACUUUAAUGGAAAUGUAUAAAGGUCUUCCUUGGUCAUUUGUUAAUCAAAGUGAAGUUGAAGCUAAGAAAAAAACAACUAAAUUAAUAGAUAUUUUAAAUUUUUUACCUACAGAAUUAGCUAAAUCACUAACAAAUCUUAAUAAUAUUGAAAGAAGAGGUAGACCAAAUUAUGAAGAGAUAUAUGAUCGAUAUGAUUGGGAAAAAGUUGUUAAUUCUAAAGCUCCAUCAAUGGAAAAAUUUGAAUGUAUGCAUGAAGAAUUUAAAAAAGAUCGUCUUAGUGAUUUAAAUAUUAUAAAAAAUGGUGAAUAUCAACAAAUUUCUAAUCGUUCAGUUAAAAACAAUACACCUUUAGAUACAAAUGUUUCAGUUUGUUUUGGCCCUUAA